Messenger RNA from Loxodonta africana (African savanna elephant), 11224 nucleotides. It is a transcript of the gene NINJ1, whose product is annotated as ninjurin 1. The record is from RefSeq and is a predicted model, not a curated record. Bases 66 to 524 code for a protein of 152 amino acids. Gene Ontology annotation, biological process: tissue regeneration; cell adhesion. Lineage: Eukaryota; Metazoa; Chordata; Mammalia; Proboscidea; Elephantidae. Gene Ontology annotation, cellular component: membrane. The transcript has 5 exons.
GGCAGCGGCGGCGGCGGUGAGGGCACACUCUUAGGCCGCGAACGAGGCUGCCCGGCGGCCGCGCCAUGGACUCGGGCGCCGAGGAGUACGAGCUCAACGGCGACCUGCGCCCGGAAUUCCCCGAAGCUCCGCACACCUCGGUGCUGCCCUGGGGCCGGAGAAGCCAGCCCAUCAACAUGAACCAUUACGCCAACAAGAAGAGUGCGGCUGAGAGCAUGCUAGACAUCGCCCUGCUGAUGGCCAACGCCUCCCAGCUCAAGGCCGUGAUUGAGCAGGGCCCCAGCUUCACCUUCUUUGUGCCCCUUGUAGUCCUUAUCUCCAUCUCCCUUGUUCUCCAGGUUGGCGUGGGCGUGCUGCUCAUCUUCCUCGUCAAGUACGACCUCAACAACCCAGCCAAGCAUGCCAAGCUGGACUUCCUCAACAACCUGGCCACGGGCCUGGUGUUCAUCAUCGUGGUGGUCAACAUCUUCAUCACGGCCUUUGGUGUCCAGAAGCCGUUGAUCGAUGUGGCGCCCCAGCAGUAGGGAGCUCAGGGUCCCCGGUGACUCCUGCCGACAGCUUGGUGCCCAAAACCAAGAGCUACUCGUCCCACGGUGUCUGACUCCCGUGGCACCUCCCACGUUGCCCGCGGCUGGGAAUUCCUCCAGGAUGAGCUUCACCUGAGCGCCAUCGGCUAGACCUGUGUGCUGAGCUGUGGCAGGCCCACAGGCUGGAACUAAAGACCCCUCACCCCUCCUCUGAGAGCUGUGCCCCAUCUCACAGCAGGCCAGUGAGGGGCCACGACCCACCCCAGGACACAGAGCCAGUCCAGGACAGGCCAGCUGUUGGCUCUCAGCCCUCUGUCUCAGGACAUUCCAGAGGGACAGAGAGACACCCCUCUCCCUCUGCCGAUGCCACCAGCCUCCCAGGCCUCAUGGGGACCUGAGCCACCCAUGCAACACAGUGCCUUCUGCCCGCUUCCUAGCCAUGGGACACUGACAGCCCAAACCCCCUUUUGGCACUGGGGUUGGGCUUGGUGCCUUGGCUGUGGCGGGUACCCCAAGGGAGCCUGGAUGGCCUGGGCCUGGGCCUGGACCUGGCCCUGUGCCCGCCCACCCUUGGACCCGACUGCCUUCCACCAGCAGCAAUGGGGCAGAGCCCCAAGCCCAUCUGUUUUCUAAGCAUGAAACAAUAAACCUCCUGGCUCCAGGUGCCGCAUCCUCCACUGGCUGGGUCAGGACCAAGUGUACAUGAACUUUAGGGGAGGAGCAGCCUCCGGAUCUCUGAAUAUACCUGUGUCCUCAGCACAGGGCUGUGUGACGGUUAGUGGUGCACAGGGCUCCGACCCCACAGCGUCACAAGCAACCCCAAGCCCCGGGUGAUGACCGAAUGUAUACUGAUUCAGCCAUCCAGCUUCUGGGACCCCACACUGACGAGUUUUUCCUUGCUCCCAGCCCACUUAGACCUGCUGGACAAAAGUCCCAGCACUUUUCCCACUUCCAUACUGGGCUCAACUGCACGUCACCUUUCUGGGCCAAGCAUCUCCUACUCUGAUGUCAGGGUUUGUGAUUCGUCCUUUCCCCUAUUUCAUAAACUGAAAGAGCCCCGGUGCUUGCAGGGAGGGCUGUGUGGCCAUCUCUGGGGCCGUGCCCUGCCCUGCAGUCAUGUCCAGUACUACCUCAUCCAUCAGUAGUGACGUCCCAAGGGUCAGCGUGGGAGGAGGGUUGGGGACGCGUGGCAGGAUGACAUCCCAAGGCCGCAGGAGUCAUUCGAAUCAUCAGCUCACGCCACCCACUGUGGUUGGUGCCUGUGAGGCCAAAGCUGACUUAUCGCAUGCUGGGGGUCCCGCUGUAUCCUCACCUCACCCACACUGGAGACCCCACCCACCCCAUCUUGUGUUCCAUCUUCCCUCACCCCUGCCCCAGGCCUCACUGCCCUUCCCCUGGGCCCCCAACUCUCCCCGUCCCUCCACUAGCCUCUUCCAUCCCGCAAUGGAGUGGAGAUGCUCCAGUGGCCUCAGGCCAACACCCUGUCCCAUCUCACCUCCAGUCCUUGCCUUGGGGGCUCCUCUACAGUGUCCUGCUUGUGGGGACCUCCUUGGCCCUCUGCCUUCCCCCUCGUCCACACAGUUUUCUAGAGCCCCAGGCUGCCAAAUUGCCAAAGCCUCCCUUCUCUGUCACUGUUCAUUCCUUCCCAACCUGGUGGAGCCUGCUGAGACUGAGGGUCUCUGAGAGCUUUGAGCCUUAAAUGGCUCAAUACCCCUGUGGGCUUACAUGUGGGCCUAGUUGAUUAGCUUAGAAAAGCCUCCAUUGAGUAAUCAAUAACAGAAGUACUCAUGGCUGAAAUGAUCGGAUCCUGGGUUUACUAUAAAAUACUCUAGGAAGGAAAAAGCAGGGGAAGUAGAGGCAGCAGAGUUGAGACGUGAUUGGUAUGUGGAGUGGGGCUCAUGCUUUCUGCCUCUGUGGGUGCUCGUUUGUUCCCCAGGAGCAUGUUCAGGCAUUAAGCCCCAUGUACAGUGAUUGCCAAAGAGCACUUGGUUGAAGAACCAAGAUGUGGAGCUGCGCUGGUGUGUGUUUGCACGUGAGGUAAGAAGAUGUGGGGUCGGUGGGUGGGUGCUGCAACUUGGGGCUUGUGAGUAGGAGAGGGCACCUGGGAGCAGGUGUGUGCAGACGCCCUAAGGGUACCCCAGAAUGCAGGUGGGGGUGGGAGGACUUGGGUAGCUGUGGAGGGUGUGGGAGGGGCUAUGCUGGGAGCAUGAGGGACUGAUGGGCCUCAGUGCUGUGAUGGGAGGGUCUUCUCCCCAGCACCCCACUCUCGGUGGCCUGCCCCUCCCUGUCCAGUGACCCACCCUCACACGGUCCCCAGGGGCAUGCCUACAUAACCCGGGUACAGCCAGGCACAACAGCUCCCUGGCCCAUCACACUCCAACUUGUCCCCUCCCCAAAAGCCCUCUCCAAACACCUCCAGGAAGCUCCCCUGGCACGUUUUCCCACACGAACUUGUGCACCUUUGAGAACAGGGAUGAUGGCUGCCUCAUGGCAGUCCCCAGCCUGCCUGCCCCUGGCCCGGUCCAUGUAUACACUGCCCGGGUACAGAGUGUGGCCCAAUGGGCUGGCAGCGAGCUGGCCGGCAGCCAAUUGUGAGGCAAUGGCAGCAGUGUACUUGGUCUCGUGAGGCAGUACCAGGUCAAGUGUGUUGGCCAACACAUGGCUUAGUUCCUCCUUUGGCUAGGACAGUAAGUUCACCCAUAAGGGAUGCUAGAGGGGGUGAGCUCCAGAUGGCUGGGACUGGUUGUCCUGAGGUCCCUGAGCCUCCAGGGCUGGUGGGGAACAGCCCAUGCACGAGCCCUCUGGUCUGGCAUUGGAAGAUCAAUGAGGUGGUCAUCAUGGCUGGGCAGAGCGGCAGUGGGGGCCAGAGGGUAUAUGGGGGGCAAUCAUGUAGAGCUUGGAGGCUGGCCAAAGUAAAAUGGGAGCAAUAACAGAGGGCUAUUUUCUUAACCUCCUCAUGGUAAAAAAAAUAGAUGAUAGGUGAUGGAUGGAUGGAUAGAUAGAUGAGAGAUAGAUGACAGACAGAUGAUGGAUAGAUGAUGUGGAUGAUAGACGAUAGCACUGAGCUGGCUGGCCGCCCUACAGGCCCUGCCCAGUCACAGCUGCUUCCCCUGCCUCAGGUAUCUGCCAUCCUGACUUUUACAGUAAUUACCUGCUCCUGUUUCUUUAUAGUUGAUGUGUCCUUGUGUGCAUCCUUAGACAUCUUACCCAGUAAAACAUUUCAUGUGUCUUCUAAGUCUCAUUUAGUCUCCAGCACACAUCCCACUCCAUCUCUCUUUUCGUACAAUUUAUCCAUUGAAGAUCCUGCCCAUUUGACCCACACAGAGGAGGACAGAAUCCAAAUUGAGUUCCCAGGCCCCUCGGGCUGCGUGGGGAUGGUGGGGGUGAGGGCAAAGGCAGGGAGGCCAGUGGGAGGUGUGGGGCUUGGCCUGGGGGCUGGGCCGGUGAGAAGAAGGGUCCGCUCAGGGGCUAGUAUUUAGCAGGUAAUAUGACAGCGUUUGCUGCUCAGCCGGGUGGGGCCUUGAACUGACAUCUUCCCUCCUUCAUACCCCAGCCCACACCCCAGGAAAAUGCACUCCAGCAUUAGAGACUGUGCAAACAAGCUGUACUGCAGGCUGGAGGCGCCCAGAUAUCCCAGUGCAGAGAUGAGCGCUCCUGGUCCUAGCUCUGACCAGGUCCCUCUCGCAGCCUUUCUCCCCCCUUUCUCUCCCUCACCCCACCUUUUCCCACCCACUGUCCUCCCCCUUCUUCUUCUGCCCCCAUCUCCCUGUCUCUCCUCCCUCACGCCUUUCUCCCAUCUGCGUAACUAAAACGUAGUUCCUAUUUCCUCAUCGCAUCACUGCUAAAAGUCAGGGAGCUGGAUGUGUGCCCGUUUUCCUUCUCUUUCUCUCAAUACUUAUUUUUGGGGAAACACUAGGCCAGGCUGCUAUGAGGACCCAGGCUACCAGCUCGGCAGCCCAGCCAGAAGGAGCUACCCCAGCAGCAGCUCAUGCCGGACCACCAGGUCCACCACUGCCCUGUGAGCGCAUUGGCCUGUGUCACCACCGUUUCCCCUGCAAGACCUGGCUGCCACCCUCUGUGUGCAUGUCUGCUGCCCAGCUCUGCUAACAAGACUCGGGGCCAGGCCCAGCUGAGGGAGAGCCUGCACAGGUCCCUGUCCCCACCUGGUGAGAGAACAGCACCCACCUGCCCCCAUCAGUCAUCCAUUCAGUGAGGAGGUGCUAGCAACAGUGGCAGCAAGCCAGGCCUGGCCUUGCAGACACUUCUCCUGCUGGUGUGAAGAUGGGUGCCCAGGCCGACUAGCAGGUACCUAACCCAUGUGCUGGCCAGCCCGUGGUGGGGAGGGGUGCCCAGUGGCUGCAGAGUUGCUGGGGGACCCUGGGAAGCCCCCUGAGCCCAUCCGUAAAGGGCUUCAGCACUGGCCUGCAAAGGCUGUGACUCAGCAGGGACUGGAAGAGGUGACCUCAGUUUUCAGCAGUGUCAGCACCUACACCCCAGCCCCCAACCUCAGGACCCUGAGCCCUGCAGAGUCAACAUGUCUGUUUCCUGUCCCAGGAGGGGAGCCUGGCUUGUGCAAAAUGCAGCUGCCUAUCCAGGCCUGGCAUGCACAGCCUGUCCUCUCUGUCUGUGCCCUGGCCCCUCCUCCUGGGCAUCCAAGCCAUGGGGGCCAGCCCGUGGCAUGCCUCUGCCGUGACUGGGAGCUCCUCCAGCCCCUGCCCAGCCCCUGCUACAGCCAGAGGCAGGGAGGGGAGAGAACAACCUCUCCUAGCUGGAAUAUCAGGGAAGGCUUCCUGGAGGUGGUGGCAUUUCCCUAAGACCUGAAGGACAAGCAGGUGGGGUGGGUUAGUAAGGAGCAUUCCAAGCAGAGGGAACAGCAUGUUGAGGAUGUGGGGGCAUACAGCAGGUGAUGGGGACACGGGGGACAGAUAGUGAGGGCCCUGAGCCCCACCCAGCCUCGGGAGUCACCCCAAGGGUACUAGGGAGCCACGGCAGGCCUCUGGCAGGGGAGGGUGUGGCCUAAGGUACUCUUACACACUUACGGAUCUAAGUCAGUCCGGGUCUCUGGCACCGGCUGCCAGGUGCCUGGCAGGCAGGAGCCCGAUGGGGAUUGGGCUGAGGGCUAGACACAGGUGGCCCCCACCCCACAGCUCUCAGCCCAGAGGGAAGGCCCUUAGGGGAGCAUCAGCCAGCUGGGAGUUGGGCAGAUCAGAGAGGCCGGGCUGACUGACCAGCAGAGGCUUUGCUGGUGAGUGGGGAUGUGGCUGACCUCAACUCAGGCACGGUCUGGGAUGGGGUCACAGGUGACUGGGGGUUGGGAGGAGUCUAGUGGCAACCUGAGGUCCAGGGAUUAGAGGUUCCAGGGCAAGGCCUCAGUGGGUCGGGACCAAAGGGGGUGAGGGGAUUGCAGAGAAAGCCUUCCUGCCCAAGCCCAAGGACAGGGUUCCCCAGCCCCACAGCCCACAGAACAAAGCCUACAGGCUGGCACCAUGCAGUCACCAUCCAUCCCCCUUGGGCGGCAUCUGCAGAGACGGCACCCUCCCAGGUUGGCCCUGCAGGCCAUCUUGGACUGGCCCCGGGAAGGCUCGCUCUCCACACCCCACCAGCCUCUGCUGCCAUUUCUUCUCACCUGGAGGCAGCCUCAGGGCGGCCAGAUUCAAGGGCCUUCCUAUGCCUGAGCUGCUGGUCUCUGUCCAGUUUCUUCAUUCACUUCCUAACAGGGACCUUCAGCUGAUGUGGAACUAGCAUUGAACACCCCAAAACCCCUCCCUCAUUCUCUAGGGCUGAUCCCCCCUGCCGGCACCCCUAUGUCCGCCCUUCACCCCAGGCAUUUCAGUCAGGGCGCAGGACAGGAAUAGAAGCCACCCAGGGGAUCAGGAGGGAGGAAUGAACCUGGAAUUAGGAGUGUGUACGGUUUUUGUUUUUUUUUUUUUUAUGGUGGGGGAUGGCCUGGACAUCCCCCGUAGUGGCUGCAGCUUCUCUGCUUCCCCCUCCUGAAAGCCAUAGAGUGGAGUCUGGGACUGAGGCUGCUGCAGAGAAGGGUCCCUUUGCCCCUUUCUGCCCCUCUCGCCGGCAGGCCGCGGAGCACCAGUGCCUGCGAUUAGCGGCACCCAUUUGACACCAGGGCUUGGGUGCCAGGUAGCGUGGGAGAUGUAGUGCUCAGAGUUCCAGCCCCCGCCCACAGGCCGCAGGAACACUGUGCCCCUCAACAGGCUGCAAGAGGAUCACCCCGCUACAGGCCGCAGGAGGACCACCCCUCCCACAGGCCCCAGGAGGACGCCUGGAAACAGAGGGGGCAGGGUCUAGGUGUUCUCUUCCCCAGGCUCCGGAGCCACAGGGGGGAACCUCAGUCGCUCCUGCCUGAGAGCCAUCCCUGGGGGAUGGUCACUGGAGCCCCAUAAAGGCUGCACCAGCAGCACUGUCGUCACUCCCAGGACGAUGGCCUGCCUGCUGGCACCCUCUGAAGCAGAGGCCAGUCCUGCCGGAAAACCCCAGCCCCAGAAAAUACAGACUCAUGAUGAUGCUGCAGAGUGACAAGUAUUUGUGUUUGCCCUAGAAAAGGCUGGGGGCGGGGGAGCUGACAUCAGGGGGUGGGAGACAUCGGAGGCCUAGGCCAGGGUGCCAGUGUGUGGGGGUGGCGGGAGGCACUCAGAAGUCCCUGCUCCUCGCUGCCUGCCAUGUGGUCUGCGGCUCUCAGCUACAGCUUCCUCGUCUGUAAAGUGAGGUAACACAGACUGGGCGACAGAGACGGAGCUGACAGCAGAGGCUGGUGGGUGUCAUCACCCUGGAGCGAGGCUUAGGUGAGGAGCUGCCUACUGCCACAGCUCACCCUGCCUGGCCGAAUGGCGGGGGGCCCAGAGGUGAAGCCACAGGCAACUACCCACCCACUCUUGCCUUUGUAUGUUCAUUCUCGUGACCACAGGGGCAUUUCCACAGGAUCCUGAGGCCUGAGGCUGGCAGGUGACACAAGCCAGUACAGCCAUUCCAAUUCAAGGGAGAGGGGCUCUGUGUCCCCAAGAAGGGCUGAGGGGCCCCAGGCGCUGAGAGGGACAAAAGAGGAAGUGGCUAAACCCUAGGCUGCAAAGCAGGGCAUGAGGAGCCUGUGCCACGAGCUCAAAACCAACAGUUACGUUUUUCAUCUCUAAAGUUCUAGAUGGUCCUCUGGGUUGUCUUGUCCUCAGAGUUCAGAUCCUCUCUUUAGGCUGAACUCAUGUUACACUGCCUUACUUGAUAGUCUCUGCCGGGGGUCACUGCCACUCUUCAGGGGUGUGGUUCUGAGUUGUGACCCCUUUGGGUGAGGCUGCAUGGUGGGAACUCAUGAUACCUGGAGUGAGGGGGCCUUCCAGAGCAGCACACAAGGCCUUUACUCUCAGGUCCUGGAACCUGUGAAUCAUGUAAAUCAGAGCCCCAAGAAGCAGGCCAUUAAGUCUGCCAUUGCCCGAGGGUGGGGCGCAGCCCCCUUUCCAGGGGAGGGGGUAGAGGAAGAGAGGAGCCAAGGACUCUAACUGCCUCAUUGUGGUGAUGACAAUGACAAUGAAGCUGUCACCAGGGAAAGGACUCAGGGGAGGAGCUGGUGAAGAGGUACGGGUCUCCUCGGGACACGCCAAGUGGAGGGCGGCAGGAAUGACAACGGCAGGGGAGAAGGGAAGAGUGGCGGACGUGGCAUGAGCUCAGAUGGGUCUGAAGUCCCAUCUGUGCCCAUUGUUGGCUGUGGGACCUCAGGCAGUGACUUCCUUCUCAGUUUCCUCGCCGUGGGCCCCCUAGACGCUGACAGAGCUCACAGCACACACCCCGCCCCACCCAUGGCAGGCAAGGUCCUUCUGGGUUCACAGACGCAGUGGGAGGGAAAGGGUGGGGGGUGCGCCCAGGCCUGGAACACUGUCUGGCCUGCGGGUAUCAGCACGGGGCUCUGCGAUGGCAGGAGCAGACAGGCUGAGGUGGUGGAUGAGGGCCCAGGCAGGGGACAGCCGGGCAUCGGCUGGUGAAAAGCUGGUCCCCUAGCAUGGAGCGGUGUGAGGAGGGACAGUGGUUGGAGAGGAUGUAUGGACUUUAUGUCCUGGGGGGCCUGGGAAGGGAGGAAGGCUGGGAAGAGCUCUGGCUCAACUCGGAGGGUGGGAGCAAGGCCGGUGGGGCAGCCAGAGUCCAAGUCACAGAGAAAACCCUCUUGGAGCAGAAGAGCAAGACAGCUGAGCGGCAGGAGUCUCGGCCAUUUAAUAGCACUAAGCUCCUUUAUAAGGCAAAGUCAAAGUGAGUCUCACAGAAAUGAUAAAUAGUUAAAAAAAAAAAAAACAUUUAGAAAAAGAAACACUCUGGUCCCCUCGGCAGGUGGGCGGGCUGCAGGCUGACCAAGGGCGGUCUUGGCAGGCUGGAUGAUGGUAGCAGGCCAGGCAGCUGGCCGGUGGGAGCAUCUGGGCUGAACAGCAAGUGGGGUCCAUCAUCCAGAGCUGGAUCAGGGACCCCCCAGGUCUUCUGCCAGGAAGGUCAGCAGGUAGCGGCUGAUGUGCCUCUCGAUGAUGACAGGGGAGAAGCCGAGGACGCGCCGGGCCCCUGGCAGGACCUUGGGGUCUGGAAGGCAUGGUGGGAGGGAGGAGACAAUGAAGGGAAGCACCAAUGUGGGGCCUGCAGGUCACGGCUCCCACUAAUGGCGCGAAUGUGGUGAAGUCUGCUCUCCCCUCGCCCGAGCCUGAGCAGUACUCGAGGCGUCCGAGAGCGUCCUGCUCAUCUGUCCCCAGUGGCACUGCCUAGGGUUCUAGCUGAAACAAGUGACAAGCAAAGCCCCUGGAUUCUCCAAAGCUCAAAUGUGUCACUCAUGUCAGCGUGAAGCCCAACAGUGGCUGAUGCUGAUGUGCUCACAGCUACCCGAGGGCUUCCUGGGUCACCUGCAAGGGGCUAGGAGGGGCACACCUAUCGGUUCCCACAUCAACCACACCUGCCAGUCCCCAGGACACAUGCACGUGUUCCCUUGUACCCUCAGCAGAUUCAAACUCUCCUUCGUAAACAAAAGAGAGGAGGGGGCAGCCCAGCCUGGCCACAAGAAGAGGGUCUACCCCUGGGGCCUGGGAGGCCAUUGUGGCAGUCUGCCCAUCUAGUGAUGGUCUCAGAGUUGGCAGGCCCGAGUCCUCAAGGGCCAAGUGUCCCUAGGUGCAUGCAGGCCUCGGGGCCCACCAGAGUCAGGGGUUCCAUGUCCGCUCACUGGUGUCCUCGGCUGGGCGAUGGGUACAGCUCUGGGAUCCCCUGGUGUGUCGGGAGGCCACCUGGAGUGACCCACCUGGAGGGCAGCAGUAUAUGAGCAGGGCCAAUCCCACAGCCACGCUGAGGCAAGCCAGGAAGCCCAGGGGUCCUGGAGAGAAACAGGUGUGAGUGGGUGGCGUCCUGAACUGUGACGGGGCUGUGCUGGCACAUGCUCUCUGUAUUAGCAGGCAGGCCAUCUAGGCGCCAGCAGAGGCCACAUCGGACAGCAGGGGAGGCCAGCCGGGGUGGGGUGCCAGGCCCAAGGAGAUGCCCGGAGGGCCUGUCAGCGAGCACUUUAGAAGGAAUCUGUCCAUCAACAGAAAGCCAAGAAUGGUGCCUAGAGGAGGAGCUGGUGCCAGGGUAGGGUGCUGGGGGACACAGAGAGAGACAGAGAGACAGAGAGAUGUGGGAGGGAGGUGUUACCCCUGUCACUCAGCUCCCAUCUCUCCACGCCUGAGUCUAGCUCUGUGCCAUCUGAGUUUUCUGAAAACAAAAUCAUAGAGCAGGUUAGUUGUGGGGUGGGCCAGGGAGGAUGGUGGGCCCCGCACCCUCAGCCAUCACCCAAGGUGAACAUCCAGAGACCUGAGACAUGGAUGUGAAGUCAGGAUGUUGCUGGAUACAGGGAGGCAAGGCCAGGUAGCACCAAGCUGUGUCCCCAAGGGUGGGCGGGCAUCAGGCACACAGGCAGCUGGGUGGCACCUGCCUUCCUGGACCCGUGGCCUGCCCACAUCUGGGGAGUCGCUCUGGGUGGGAGACUGGCCCCCAGCCUCACAGUACCUUCUCCUUCACCCACACCGUAACUGGGAGGGCCAUGUGAGAGACCAUUGCACCCUGUAGCCACAAAGCACCACAAACACCGCAUGCUCAAAGUCCAGCUGCUGUUAACAUAACCGCUGCCUUGGCAGCCUGGACUUGGGGGUGCAGGGGAGGGGUCUACUGGUGAGCAACAUGCUGGGCCAAUUCAAGGGCACCUGGGAGCCAGGACAGGUACUUCACUUUAAGCAGGGGUGCGGCACGGUCACUUCUGUGUUUUGCACUUGACAGCUGGGUAGAGAGACCCCGUUCCCACCACCCAGAACUCAGGACAAAACCAGUCUCCCACCCAGCCCUUGAGGCCACACACCACCCACAGCAUGGCCCGGCCCCAGGAGCACCCGCUCCUCUCCUGGGUCUGCACCAUGUCAACAUGGGCCCCCAGCCUUCAGAGCCCUGAGGAAAACUGGCACACUGGGCGUGUGACCUAAGCGAGCCACCCCUCUCUGUGGGCCCGUGAGGGUGACAGGGCCAUCCACCAGGACUAUGGGGCAGAGGCCUCAGGACAUGUCUGUGGGUGCAGCUCUGGGACCUAGCUACUGCGGGGCUCCCACACCUCCCAGGUGAGGCCUGAAGCCUGAGGGUGCCUGGCCAACAGGAGGGCAACUCUUCCAAUAGGCAGUAGCCAAAGGAUAGCACACGUGCCCUUGGCCCGG